Molecule: messenger RNA, 1689 nt
Organism: Protopterus annectens (West African lungfish)
Lineage: Eukaryota; Metazoa; Chordata; Ceratodontiformes; Protopteridae
Product: regulator of G-protein signaling 1-like
Exons: 3
Source: RefSeq, a predicted model, not a curated record
AGAUUAACUGAAGAAGAUGUAAGCCAGUGGUCAGAGUCCUUACAAAAUAUUUUAAUCUGUAAAAAAGGUCGAUCUGUCUUCAGAUCAUUUUUAAAGACAGAGUACAGUGAUGAAAAUUUUGAGUUUUGGGUUGCAUGUGAAGAUUACAAAAAACAUAAGUCAGGAAAGAAAAUGGCUUCUAAAGCAAGAAAAAUUUUUGAUAACUUCAUUUCUUCUGAGUCUUCCAGAGAGAUUAACAUUGACUUUCACACACGGAAGGAGAUUACUGACAAUCUGCAUCAACCAUCCAUUAGCAUUUUUGAAAAUGCUCAGAAAAUUGUCUAUAGUCAUAUGGAAAGAGAUUCUUACCCAAGAUUUCUGAAAUCAGAUAUUUACAAAGCAAUUGCAGAAAAAAGUAAAGCCAAGUAAUAAUGCUUGUUAAAUUGUUUAAGCAGAAUACUUUUGAUUCUAGUAAAACAAAAUAAAAUUAACAUUCAUAUUUCCUGAAGAUUUAUAUUUCAUUAUGUGUUUAAGAAAUCAACCAUAUUGUCAUCAUAAGCUUAAAAAGUCAACAUUAUCAUAUAUAAGCUGUGCCUUACAUGAAAUCAAAUAAAUGUAUGUUUUUGUGUAAAGAAAACUGGAAACAAAACAUAUGCUUUACAGUCAGAAUAGGAGGUUGUAACAGUUUCUGCCCGUGUGUUUUCUUGGCUUGAACCAUAUGCUUACUUUCAACCGCUAACUAAUAAAUGUGCUUGUGGAAUGUUGUGAACUUGUUUGAUUUAACAGAGUAGGUCUGCUGAAAGUCUUAAAAUAUAAUAAAAAAAUAAGAGGAAAAGUUAAGUAAAAUGGCUGCAGUGAACCAAGAAAUGAUAGCUGUUUGUUAACUAAAAUGAGCUCUGAUCCAAAAAUUUAAAAAAAAUAAAUGCUGUAAACAUGCUACUGAUUUUUAAUACAAUGAUAACAGUGAAAUAGAUGGAAUUUAUUACGUCCAAAAUAGUAUAGUAAUUUGCAUAUAUCGUUUUCUUAGUUUGCUGCUAAUAUUUAGGAAUAUAAUUAAGAAUAUAAUUAAGAACGUCAUGAAAACAGCAUAGCUGAUAUAGAAAGAAUGGCUGUUAUGUGGUGAAUUGUCAUUGCAAUGCAUACAUUUUAGGUUUAAAUCACUGUGUUAUGAGGUGUUAGGAACCAUAAUACACCAGUUUAGAAAUGCUGCACAAGACUAAUAAUACACAUUUAUGUUAUUACCAUUAUUAUUAUUAUUGCUAUUAUUAUUAUUAUUAUUUCCUGUUUAUACAUUUUCAGUAAUUUUUGUAGGUGCACAUUAAACACAAAUGUAAUAUUUAUGCCCUUUUUAUUUAAAUAACUGAAUGUUUCCUUCCACAAGCAAUUCCUUGUUGAAGACAUUAUUAUGUUAUCUGCUCAAAUUUCUUCAUUUAGCAAAUAUUUAUUAGGAACAUUAAUUAAUUAAUUAAUGCAUGUCUUCUAACAUUCAGAACUGUGUAAAUAUGUGUUCAUUAUUUAUUCGUCAAACCAUGAAUCUAGAAUUGUAAAGCAAGGGCAUAGAGCAGGGAAUAAUUGAUCUACUAAAUGCAUCAUUGAUAACAGUGUCUUUAAUGAAAGCACAAUAUGAUCUAAGUAAGCCUUUAAUGUAUAGGGACUUCAUUUUCUUAAAGAAAUAUGUAAGUAUCAUAAUAUAUGUUCUGUUAAAAAAAU